CAUGCGCGUUAAACACUGUCAUACAUUAUGCACACCAUUGUAUCUUUGACGUACGCUGACUAAUCUUUUCUCUCAGCUGAUUGACGAGUAAAAUAAACUAAUAACACGAGGAUGGGAUUUUAAAGAAGUGACUGCAAGAAGGAAUGCGAUAUGGAAAUCGGUUUAGGCAGAUCUAGGCCAUGAUGCAAAAGUUAAUUAGAAGCUUUACACAAGAAAUCCAAACAGAUACUCCUAAAAUAUAUACAAAAAUUUAAAACAAACAGACAAGCUUUUAAUAUUGAGAUGAACUUUGAAUGCUUUAACUUCACUACAGACAGCAAGAAGUUUGGAAUACUCAGCCAUUGCUAGCGAUAUGAAUGAAAAUACAGAUGCCAUAUCAAAGAAGUUUAUAAUAUUCAGCAUUGAAGAAAAUACGCCAUGAUAUUUCCCUAAUGCUAUAAAAUGGAAUUAUUCGCAACACCUGGCACCGUUGAAACUUCAAACUUUCCUAUAUCAAAUGAUUUUAUCUUGAGGAAGAAAACCGAGACAAACUUCUUACACUCAACUGCAGAAAACGUUGUGGUUAAACCAGAAAAUGCUGUCUCAGUAAAAGAAAGCCGAAAUUUUACAAAACUAACCCAAGAACUUGAUCAGAACAUUGUACCUGCCUUAAUGAUUCAUUGUUCAUCUUCUUCCAAGGAAAGUUCUUCGAAAAGUUUAUCAGAAAAUACUUUUGACAAAAACAAGGUUACAGACGCUAAAAACAGUGCCAUUACUGACGGCUAUAUGAACGCAGUCUUGCAUACUCAGAGUAAUAACUCAAUUAUUAACAACAAUAGUGCUACUAGCAAUAAUAAUAAUAAUAAUAAUAAUAAUAAUAAUAAUAAUAAUAAUAAUAAUAAUAAUGAUUCCAAUAACCUACCUUGGGAAUAUGAUUCGUGUAAUUCUUCCUGUUUACGAAUCUUAAAUCGUCCUUCCGUGGUGCUUUCGUUACUCUGUAUCUCCAGUUUUCUCAAAGGUUUUAUUCUGAACGGAAUUAUCAAUGUCAACAUGUCAACCAUUGAAAAACGAUUUGGAUUGACCAGUAGUCAAGCUGGUUGGAUAGCCAGUGUCCAUGACAUCACUGCCGCCCCUGUCGCUCUCUUUGUUAGCUUUAUCGGUGCAGUCGGCUAUAAAAUGCGUUGGAUUGGAUUCGGCUUAUUUUGUCUCAGCAUCGGUUCAUUCAUCAUUAUUAUGCCUCACUUUGCAGCUGGCGAAUACAAAUGGCAGCAUAACUUCACUGGUCUCUGCUCAAAUAAAACAAACCUGUCCGCAGCAUCUGAUACAAGCACAUCAAACCUCCUUUACGUGUUUCUCUUAGGCCGGCUUAUCCAUGGUAUAGGAUGUUCUAUUUUACAUACGCUGGGAAUUUCUUGUGUUGAUGAUUGCGUUGAUCCCAAAAAUGCACCGAUGUAUAUGGGUAUCAUGCUCUGCUUUGGAACAUUAGGUCCAGCGUUUGGUUUUCUCAUUGGAGGUGAAUUCUUGAAGAUCUUCGUCAAUGUAAAUUCCUCCGACAUAUUAUUUUCAGAAGAAGACCCCCAGUGGAUUGGUGCUUGGUGGCUCUCAUUUUUAGUGUCAGCGGUCAUUGCGUUAUUAAUCGUGCCGUUGAUGUUGGCAUACAAGAAGGAGCUGCCAAUUUCCAAAAAGAUAGAAGAUAGCUGCUCAGAGGUUCACCAAAAUACUUCCCAGAAGCGGUUGGCUCAGUUUGGUUUUGGAUCCAAAGUAAAAGAUCUCCCAGUCACAGCAUACCUUCUCUUGUGGAAUCCGAGUUUUUUAUUUGUGACUCUAACGUUUACUACCGAGGCAGCCUUAUUACAUGGUGUGACAACGUUUUUACCAAAAUAUCUAGAAAGCCAGUAUCAGCGGACACCAUCGCAAGCCUCUUUGCUCACAGGAAUUAUCGCAGUUCCUGGUGGCGCUGGAGGCCAACUGCUAGGAGGAUACAUUUGUAAAAGAUUUGGUUUAAAAAUAAACCAAAUGACCCGGUUGGCUAUUGUAUGUUUUGUUGUUUCAUUGACGACUUGGAGCGUUGUUUGGAUAAAAUGCGAUGGAAGUGUUUUGGCGGAUAUUACAGAGAAACAUGAUAACAGAAGGUAUCAAUUAAAUUUCUCUCACCUGGAUUUCACAGCGGCCUGCAACAUUGACUGCUACUGCACCACUGCAUUUUAUCAACCGAUCUGUGGUUCAAACAAACAGCUUUACUUCAGCCCUUGUCACGCCGGAUGUGUUGAACACAACGUGAAUAAUCAAAGUUAUUCGAACUGUUCUUGCAUCGAUGAUAUUGAACAGCCUGGAUAUGCAACGAAAGGAAUGUGCAAGAAUCACGGAAAUUGUUACCAGCUUUUCAUUUUCCUACCUUUGUUAAUGGUUACGUUUUUUCUAACUUUUGUCGCGCGGACUCCUCUUGUUGCUGUUGUACUUAGGUGUAUACCAGAUAACCAAAAGACAUUUGGUUUAGGUGUGAAUCAUUUUAUACGGCGUUUAGUGGGUUCUUUACCAGGUCCUUUGCUGUUCGGAAAAGCCCUCGACCAAUCCUGCCGUAUAUGGAAGCACGACAGAAAUAACGAUUCUUCCUGCUGGCUGUACAAUUCCUUUGACUUGUCCUUCAACUUUUUCAUCAUUUUUAUCAUUCUCCGAAUUUUAUCAAUAUCAUUCUUAACUUUUGCCAGUUGUCUUUACAAACCUCCUAGUAACAUAAGCACCAUAAACCGCCAUCCAAAAGCUUACGACAACCCAAUUGUUAGUCAGCAAGACGAAGUUACUGCACUGUGAAAUUACUUAUAACGUCAAGUCUGUUAACCAAGAAAUAAUAGUAGAAAAA
Octopus sinensis (East Asian common octopus) is the source of this 2839-nucleotide messenger RNA. Its product is annotated as solute carrier organic anion transporter family member 4A1-like. The record is from RefSeq and is a predicted model, not a curated record. Gene Ontology annotation, biological process: sodium-independent organic anion transport; transmembrane transport. Lineage: Eukaryota; Metazoa; Mollusca; Cephalopoda; Octopoda; Octopodidae. Gene Ontology annotation, cellular component: membrane. The transcript is spliced from 13 exons. Bases 442 to 2790 code for a protein of 782 amino acids. Gene Ontology annotation, molecular function: protein binding.